Messenger RNA from Penicillium soppii, 1398 nucleotides. Its product is annotated as putative Gamma-butyrobetaine hydroxylase subfamily. Lineage: Eukaryota; Fungi; Ascomycota; Eurotiomycetes; Eurotiales; Aspergillaceae. Gene Ontology annotation, biological process: carnitine biosynthetic process. Gene Ontology annotation, molecular function: oxidoreductase activity. The transcript has a single exon. The record is from RefSeq and is a predicted model, not a curated record. The coding region runs from base 1 to 1398 and encodes 465 amino acids. Gene Ontology annotation, cellular component: mitochondrion.
AUGAAUUUUACACGGGCUUCACGUUUACUUCGGCAAAAGUCCACGUCGUCAUAUCGGGUGUUAUCAUACUCGGUUGCGCGCAACUUCGCAGCAGCAGCUAGUCGGGCCGACGUACCUCGACCGCUAUUAUAUAAACGCACCAAAUCCCAGGUUCCUGCUCGGAGAGAGCUGUGUACUUCUGAUGGCGUUUUCAUUGAGCCUACGGAAAACAAAGAAAAUGUAUGGCUCGGAUCAGGCGAGUUAUACUUGCUCGACAACAAGAAACCGAUUAAGCUCCCUCUUGCCUACCUGCGGGACGCAUGUCUAUGCCCGUUGUGUAAAGAUCCACAUUCUAAACAAAGAACUUUCCGAACGGGUGAUAUCCCCCAAAACAUUCGUCCAAGGUGGAUCAAAUGGGAUGGGAAAGAACUGUCAAUCAAGUGGGCUAAUGAUAUCCCCGGAUAUUCAACUGACCACACAUCUGUCUGGACCGGGGAUUAUUUGAAGAGACCCAUAUUCAACACUCAUGAGCGGGCUCAUUCCCCCGACGAUGGACCGCUCUUGUGGGGACAGUCCAGAAUGAACCGGUUACAGCAUUGGGUUUCCUUCGAGGACUAUGUCAACGAUGAUCAUGCGUUUACUGUAGCGAUGAAGAAUUUGAAGCGUAUGGGCCUCAUCUUCGUGAAGGAUAUCCCAGAGUCACGGGAGAUGGUUGAAAAGAUUGCCACACGCAUGGGCCCACUGCGUAACACAUUCUAUGGAUCAACAUUCGACGUGCGCACUGUCCCUCAGGCGAAGAAUGUGGCAUACACAAACCAAUUCCUUGGAUUUCACAUGGACUUGAUGUAUAUGAACGAACCACCGGGAUACCAGCUCCUCCACUGCCUAGAAAACUCAUGCUCAGGGGGUGAGUCAUUAUUUGGGGAUUCAUUUUCGGCAGCACAUGCUAUGAAAAUGGAAGCCCCACAAAUGUACCAACUACUAUCCGAGCACUGUUUGGGUUAUGAAUAUAAUCAUGAGAGCCACGUUUACUACAACAAGCGGCCUAUCUUUGAACUCGACCCUGUCACGAAAGAGUUGCUCCAUGUCAAUUACUCGCCUCCCUUCCAAUCUUCGAUCCCAUCGCCGGAUGGAAGGGACCAUGAUGUUAGAUUCGUGAGCAAGCUAGUGCAUGCUAUCAAAACGUUUACCACAAAAAUUGACUCGACAAGUGCCACCUUUGAGUUGAAGCUCGCACCAGGCACGUGUGUCAUUUUUGAUAACCGACGGAUUGUUCAUGCUCGUCGGCAGUUCAACGCGAGCAAAGGAUCUCGUUGGCUAGCAGGUGCGUAUGUCGACACGGAUGCUCUGCUAUCCCGAUUUGCCGUCUGCAAGCGACAGCACCCUGAGGCUUGGCGGUGGAAUGAAGCUACCUCCUAA